CUAUAGAUGAGGGACUACAAUGAGUAAUAGAUAUUCUAAUUCAUUUAAAUAUAUAUUGUGAAACCGGUCACAGCGAGUGAGCUCAGAGCUGCUCCUGUAUCCAGUCAGGAAGUUGUCUCUGGGACAGCGGAGUCAGCUCCCAGUUGACGGUUCAUUUUUAGCCACUAUUAUCCAACACAUAUCUACUGUUAUUCAGAAACGGGAACAAUGGAGAUCGACUCAGUCUUCUACACUGAUCAUAGUGGAAGAGUAAACAGUAACCCACUCUUGGACCAGCUACCCAGCUACCAGUCCCUGCUGUACCGCAGGAAGUUGUCGACGGGUGGCACCAAACGGAGAAGCAGCUCCAGAGGGCGACUCGGCUCCUCUGGCAGUGGGAAAUGGGGCGUGAACACAGUCAGCAGACGCGAGGAGAAACAGAAGAGUCAGAUGGAGGAGAGACCCAUCAGGGAGCUCACCAGGACCAUGGCCGAGAAACGCAGAGACAAAACGCAGCGUUUGGAGGAGGAUCGAGAUCUCAGCAGUUUGAGACAGAUGGAGCAAAGCACCCGCAGGUAUCUGAGGAGGCUGAGGGAUGAUGCCCACCAAUGGCUGAGCUCCCUGAAGCUCUGGAGGAGAGACAUCCACCUGAUAGAGGGGAUGUUCGGCACAGGGAUCCUGUCGUACUUCUCCUUCCUGCGCUUCCUGGUCAUGCUCAACUUGAUCAUCUUUGUGCUCAUGUUCAGCUUCGUCAUGUUACCCAUCAUCAUGGCGCCAAACGUUUCGGGGAAUAUCACCUACAACCAGAAUUCUGGUAAGUGCAGUGUGUAUCCAAGCAGCGCCCGCCGAGGUCUGGUCAUCUUUCAUGAGCACAUUACAGAUCUGCUGUCUGGUGGAGGCUUCCUGGAACAGACUUAUCUUUUCUACGGCUACUACAAAGUGGACAAAAUCCACUUUUCUAACACCACUUACAAUUUGCCGCUGGCCUACCUGUUGGUCACCAUAGCCUACCUGUUCUUCAGUCUCGUCUGGAUUGUUAAAAGGUCUGCCACGGGAUUCAAACGUAACCUGGUUCAGGACGAGGAUCGCUUUCAGAGCUUUUGCAACAAGAUUUUCGCCGGCUGGGACUUCUGCAUCACCAACGACAACGCCGUGAAGCUCAAGAGGAGCAGUUUGCUCUACGAGCUCCGGACAGAUUUGGAGGAGGAGAGGAUCAAACAGAAAAUAGCCGAUCGCACCCGCAAAGAGAGGUGCAGGAUUUACCUCAUCCGCCUCAUUCUCAACAUCUUUGUCAUCGGCGUGCUGGCUGGAUGCUUCUACAGCAUUUAUGUCGCCACUGCCUUCUCCCAGAAAGUCCAGAUGGAUAAGAUAAAGGAGAACUUCAUCGUGGAUCUCAUCUAUGAGUAUCUCCCCUCAAUCGUUAUCACCUUGGCCAACUUCAUCACCCCCCUCCUCUUCUCGGCCAUCAUCAACUAUGAGGACUACUCGCCUGCCUUCGAGAUCCGCUUCACUCUCAUGAGGUGUGUCUUCAUGCGGUUGACCAGUAUUGGGGUUUUGCUCUUCUCGCUCUGGUCUCAGAUCACUAAAUGUGAAAAUCAGCCCUGCCUGUGUGGCUAUAACCACGAGCUGUACUCUUGUUGGGAGACCCGUGUGGGACAGGAGAUGUACAAACUCACCAUCUUUGACUUCAUCAUCAUUUUCGCAGUCACCAUCUUCGUGGAGUUUCCCAGAAAGCUGAUAGUGAAGCACUGUGACUGUGGCCUGGCUAAGUGGUUUGGCCAGCAGGAGUUUGCUAUUCCUCAGAAUGUUCUGGAGAUCGUCUACGGUCAGACCAUCUGCUGGAUCGGCACGUUCUACAGCCCGAUGCUGCCUGCCAUCUGCACCAUUAAAUACUUCUUCAUCUUCUAUCUCAAAAAGGUGUCGUUGAUAAACAAUUGCCGUCCGGCCACGCGUCCGUUCCGCGCCUCCAGCUCCAACUUCUUCUUCCUGGUCGUGCUGCUGAUCGGCCUGGCUCUGGCCUGUCUGCCUGUCACUUUUAGCGUGGCACAAAUAAACUCGUCCCAGGCCUGUGGACCAUUUGUUAAUUACAACACCUCCUGGGAGGUGCUGCCAAAUACAAUACACGAGCUUCCACACGGAAUCCAAAAGGUCCUCUUCGCUCUCUCCUCUGAGGCCUUCGCUGUCUCCUUCUUUGUUGUCACAUGUUUGGCCAUGUUUUAUGUGAUCGCACUAGCUGGAGCUCACAAGAGAGUUAUUAAUCAACUAAGGGAGCAGCUAGCAAUGGAGGGCCGUGACAAACGUUUCCUGAUCCAAAAGCUGUGCCAGGCCCAGAGGCUCUCGGCUAUCAAAUCCCCAGAGUCCAAACCGCAGCCCCGCAGCAGCAGCAGCAGCAGCAGCCCCAGCUACCACACCAGCUUCUCCAACAAUUUCAAUGAAGGUGUGUUCCUGGCUCACUCACCUCCCGACUCCUCCACACAUCAGAUCAGCUGGUACGGAACCGGAGACAGCGUGCUGUUGCUCGGCUCAUCGAGAGAUCAGUUAGCCAAAAUGUUGAGAAUUACCAUCCGGGCAGACGUGGGAGCCCUUUGGGUGUUAUUCUGUAUCACCUAUUCCCAGUUUUUGACAGUUUCCUCGGAUGACAUAGUGGUGGCAUGCGGGGGAUUUGUGAAAUCCGACGUGGAGAUCAAUUACUCUCUGAUCGAGAUCAAACUGUACACCAAACAAGGUUCCUUGAAAUAUCAAACGGAUUGUGCGCCAAUUAAUGGCUACUUCAUGAUCCCCCUCUAUGACAAGGGGGACUUUGUCUUGAAGAUUGAGCCUCCUCUUGGAUGGAGCUUUGAGCCGACCAGUGUCGACCUCCACGUGGAUGGAGUGAGCGACAUCUGUACAAAAGAAGAAGACAUCAACUUUGUUUUUACUGGCUUUUCAGUCUCAGGAACGGUCCUGAGUAAAAGCCAUCUUCUGGGUCCGGCUGGAGUCGAAGUCAAACUCACCCGAGUGGGAACAGACGAGAAACUCCAGAGUGUCGUCACACAGCCUGGAGGAAAGUAUACCUUUUUAAAAGUACUCCCUGGAAAUUAUGACAUCACAGCUGCCCAUCCCUCCUGGACUCUGGAGCAGAGCGCCACCUCAGUGCUCGUCUCCAAUGCCAACGCCCCGGCCGCCGAGCAUCUGGUGGUCGGAGGCUACGAUGUCUCGGGGGAGGUCCGCAGUGACGGAGAGCCCAUGAAAGAGGUCACCUUCCUACUGUACUCGGCCGCAGUCAAGAAAGAGGACGUCGGCGGCUGUAACACAUCCCCAGUGGAGGGGGCAGAUUCUGGGGACAGCGCUCUGGUCUACCUGUGCAGCGCUCUGUCCCGGGAAGAUGGGACCUUCAUCUUCCCCUCACUGGCCAGCGGCGAAUACACCGUGGUGCCGUUCUACAGAGGAGAAAGGAUCACCUUUGAUGUCGCUCCGUCCAGGAUGAAUUUCAAUGUGGAACACAACAGUCAGAAACUGGAGCCCAUCUUCCGUGUCAUGGGCUUCUCUGUGACGGGCCGAGUGCUCAACAGUGACGUUGGGGAGGGCGUCCCCGAUGCUACAGUGUCCAUCAACAACCAGAUCAAAGUGCUCAGCAAGGAGGACGGUUCUUUCCGCUUGGAGAACAUGACGGCUGGUACCUACACCAUCCGUGUCAGCAAGGAGCUCAUGUUCUUUGAGCCAAUCACAGUGAAGAUUGCCCCCAACACACCCCAACUUCCUGACAUCAUCACAGCUGGGUUCAGUGUGUGUGGCCAGAUCUCCAUCAGCCGCCUGCCUGAGGGCAUGAAGCAUCAGGGUCGCUACAAGGUCUCUCUGACACCCCAGGGCCAAGACAAGGCCUCCAGCAAGACCGUCGACUCCGAUCCUCAGGGGGCCUUCUGCUUCCAGGCCAAACCUGGAGACUACAGCGUCCAUGUGUCACUCCCCGAGGCGGAGGUGAAGGCAGGCCUGGCUCUGCAGCCUCAGGCCCUUGAUGUCUCCCUUGUGGACCGGCCCCUCACAGACUUACUUUUCACCCAAUUCAUGGCUUCUGUCUCUGGGAAAGUCUACUGUUUAACGUCCUGCGAUGACCUUUCAGUAACUCUGCAACCGGUGAGUCGGCAGGGAGAGAGAAGGACGGUGGCUCUGUCUGGCAGCAGUGACAUCCUCAGCUUCUCCUUUGAUGACGUUUUACCUGGGAAAUACAAAGUGAGUAUUACUCAUGAGGAGUGGUGCUGGAAGCAUAAGUCCAUGGAAGUGGAGGUUCUGGACUCCGACGUGGGGGGGGUGGAGUUCAGACAGAUUGGCUACAUCCUGCGCUGCUCCCUCUCCCAUGCUAUCACUUUGGAGUUUUUCCAAGAUGGCAGCAAACCCGAGAACGUCGGCGUGUACAACCUCUCUAAGGGAGUGAACCGCUUCUGCCUCUCCAAGCCUGGUGUUUACAAAGUCACCCCUCGCUCCUGCCACCAGUUUGAGCAGGACUUCUACACGUACGAUACCUCGGCCCCCAGCAUCCUGACCCUCACCGCAGUGCGGCAUCACAUGACUGGGCUCAUCACCACCGACAAGAUCCUGGACGUCACCGUUACUAUCAAAUCAUCUAUCGAGAGCGAGCCGGCGCUGGUGCUGGGUCCCCUGCGGAGCCUGGAGGAGCAGAGGCAGGAGCAGCAGCUGCAAGAGAUUCAACUGCGCCGCCAGGAACGAGAACGCCGCGCCGCUGAAGAGGACGGUGGUGCCAGAGACGACAGCCCUCCUAUCCAAGAGAAGGCCGAUGAACUGACGGGCCCCUUCCACUACGAGUUCUCCUACUGGGCCAGGGCUGGAGAGAAGAUCACAGUGACUCCCUCAUCCAAGGAGCUGCUGUUCUAUCCUCCUGAGGUGGAGGCUACUAUUACUGGAGAGUCGUGUCCAGGUCGGCUGGUGGACAUCGCAGGGCGCGCAGGUCUCUUCCUGGAGGGCAAAGUGUCACCAGAGCUGCAGGGCGUGGAGAUCGCCAUCACUGAAAGAGGAGCUGCUGCACCGCUCGUUGCUGUGGCCACGAAUGAGAUGGGAGCAUACAGUGUGGGUCCGCUCCACAGCGACCGGCAGUACAACAUCAGUGCCAGUAAGGAAGGUUUCGUCCUGAGUCCUGUGGAGGGAACCCAGGGAGAUUUCAAGGCGUUCGCUCUGGCUGGUGUCACCUUCAAGAUCAAAUCGGAGGAUGGUCUUCCCCUGUCGGGUGUCCUCCUGUCUCUCAGUGGAGGACAGUUUCGCUCCAACCUGUUGACUCAUGACACCGGCCUGCUCACCUUUAAUAACCUGAGUCCUGGUCAGUACUACUUCAAGCCCAUGAUGAAGGAGUUCCGCUUUGAGCCGGCGUCUCAGAUGAUCUCCGUGGAGGAGGGGCAGAACCUCAGCAUCGAUAUAACUGGCAUCAAGACGGCUUACAGCUGCUACGGAGCGGUGCAGUCUCUGAGCGGGGACGCAGAGAGGGAUGUGGCCGUGGAGGCGGUGGGACAGGCCGAGUGUAGCAUCUACAGCGAGGACACCGUCACCGACGAGGAGGGUCGCUUCAGACUCAGGGGUCUGCUGCCGAGUUGCAAAUAUCUAAUCCAGCUGCGAGCUGAAGGCAACGACCACAUAGAGAGGGCACUACCACAACACAGAGCUAUAGAGGUCGGCAGCCGUGACAUCGAAGGGGUCAACAUCAUCGCCUUCAGGCAAAUCAAUCAGUUUGACCUCAGUGGAAACGUCCACACAUCGCCUGAACAUCUCUCAACACUAUCAGUGAAGCUUUACAAGAGCGACAAUCUGGACAACCCAAUAAACAGCAUCUCUCUGGGACAGUCCCUCUUCUUUAACUUCCCUCCUUUGGACAGAGAUGGAGAGAGCUAUGUGCUGAUGCUGUACUCCACGCUGUCCCGCUUCCAGUUCGACUUCACUCUGCCUCAGGUCACCUUCACCUCCAACGGCUACCACAAGCACAUCACACUCACCUUCAACCCCACUCGUAAAGUGCCUGACCAGGAUGUUGCCCAGGGCUCCUACAUAGCUCUGCCUCUCACUCUGCUGCUCCUGUUAGCAGCAUACAACCACGAGAAGGUCAUCCCCCUCCUGUUGCAGCUGGUGAACCGCAUGCAGGGAGUGAGGAGCAUGGCGCAGGUCACCGCGGACAGCGCUGCUCUGGAUGAAGCCAAACGUCAGGCCAAGAGACAAAAGACUCGGCGCACAUAAGGACACAAGCACGGCUCAGCUCACACCCCAUCUUUGUUCACUAAAUGGUCCACUUGCACCCACGGUCACAGCCUCGGAGAGCACUGCGGGUUAGCUCAGAGUAGAUACCGGUUCGCGGGAUGAGCCGUCUAACGUUUGGAGCGGCUAACUGUGGGUGCUAGGGAACUAUUUAAUGCGCUAAAGAUGCCUCAUGUGAAGCCCAACACAAACCACUCGACGCGCAUUACCACCACCUCACCAGCCAUUCACUGAUGGCUGAAGUUUUACAGGUUGUUUUUUCUGUUGUUUCUUCUUUUUUUUCACGACACUCAUUGUUUAAGAAAACUGUUAAUAUUUGUGAUAGAACAUGAGCCAUUUUUAUACCUUUGUAAUUUAUCUAGGUCAACUUAACAAUUUUGCUUGUGUUUUGAAAGCACUUGAAUGCUUUUGAUAUCAGUCUUAACAAUGUUUAGGACUGUCGAGCCCCUUGACUGGUCGUGUGUCUCACUAGCAGCAUCGGGGUCAAUUCAGAUGAUACACAACACACGAUACACAACACACGAGGGGGAUUUUCAUCCAAAUGUGGAAUUCACACACUGCGGUGACACACAGCUGUUGGCAAAAAAAAAUCUCUAAGGAUAUUUAAAAUGUGUUUUUAAUAGAUUUCUUUGGGAUCAAAUAUAAGGGUCAAUAAGAUUCAGAGCGUGUAGAAAUGAUUGUCGGAAAUAUUUUUCAAAGCUUCUUGUUGAAUAUCCUCCUUGUAAACCUGGGGGGGGGGGGACUCUGCACGAGUAGUUUGUGAAUGUGUAGAAAAUAAACACAAACUUUGUAUAACUUUUUAAACUUCACGUCACUCGCUCCAAAUCUGGUUGACCCUUAUUUGACCCCGUAGGUUCGAUAAUAAACUGAAUCAGCCACAAGCUGAAUUGACCUCUUUAAUUCCAUCACAAACGUGGGAUUGUGUAACUAACUAUGACUGAAAGACAGCCAAAGACAUGGACGAGCUUUAUACCAUUGUCAGUCAUAUCACUUCAAUGUAAAAGCAGCCACCAGUUACUGUGAUGCACUCCACCUCUGACGGUGUUUUAUAGGCUGCUCAGUGGGAGAUUGAUGUUUUGUCCGUUUCAGCUCAGGACAGUGGUGGUCGAUGGAUGCUGGAAAUCUGGGUUUGAAUUCUGUUUGAGGAGAAGUUUAGUUUUUUGCGGGGGUGGGAGGUAGGGAGCUCUAGGGGAUAACAGAUAGUUGAUUAAUUUAUUAACAUAUGUCUAAUCAGAUGUGAAUGAUGACUUAGUUUGUGUGCUGGGGGAAUGUCUCAGAAGUGUGUUUUUGUUUUUUGAACUGUCAGAUGAACCGUGUGACACAUUAUUUUAUAGAGCAACAUUAAAUUUAAGUAAACUUAAA
Cottoperca gobio is the source of this 7572-nucleotide messenger RNA. Its product is annotated as nodal modulator 1-like. Gene Ontology annotation, cellular component: endoplasmic reticulum membrane. Gene Ontology annotation, molecular function: carbohydrate binding. The record is from RefSeq and is a predicted model, not a curated record. Lineage: Eukaryota; Metazoa; Chordata; Actinopteri; Perciformes; Bovichtidae.